Messenger RNA from Oryzias latipes (Japanese medaka), 2118 nucleotides. It is a transcript of the gene lrrc59, whose product is annotated as leucine rich repeat containing 59. Gene Ontology annotation, molecular function: protein binding. The record is from RefSeq and is a predicted model, not a curated record. Lineage: Eukaryota; Metazoa; Chordata; Actinopteri; Beloniformes; Adrianichthyidae. Gene Ontology annotation, cellular component: cytoplasm.
UGCAUUGUUGCUCAAUCAGUGACGUGGACUUUCAUUGAGAGGCAGUUUGUGCGGACACUAACAGCGUUUCUGAGAUUCUUCUGUCAAGGUUUCCUCAGAUAUAUCAGUCAGGCCUUCAGUGCUAACCUUUCGACAGACCUACGUAAAGAGCGGCUUUGUUAAACGUUCCGUAUCAGGCUUCAGGAUGAGCAAAUCUAGCAAAGCGUUGAAUCUGAAGGAUAAACUGAGUGGAAAUGAAAUGGACUUGAGCCUGUGUAACCUCUCUGAGGUUCCGGUCAAAGAGCUUGCCCAGCUUCCUAAAGCAACAGUGAUGGAUUUGUCCUGCAAUAACAUCAUCUGCCUUUCUCCAGAAUUCUGCUCGUUGACCCACCUGGUGAAACUAGAUCUAAGCAAAAACCAGCUAACCUGUCUGCCAGAUGAGUUUGGGAACCUGGUCAACCUUCAGCACCUGGACCUGUUCAACAACAAGCUGAUGACCCUGCCCGUCAGUUUUUCUCAGCUCAGGAGUCUAAAGUGGUUGGAUCUAAAGGAUAACCCUCUGGAGCCCACUUUGGCAAAGGCAGCAGGAGACUGUCUGGAUGAGAAGCAGUGCAAACUGUGUGCCUCCAAGGUUCUGCAGCACAUGAGAGAAAUUCAGGAGGAGGUGGACCACGCCAGAGAGAAGCGCCUUUUAAGAGAAAAAGAGCUGGAAAAGAAAAAAGAGGCAAAGCAGAGGGAACGGGAAGCCAGAGAGAGGGAGGCUCGCAAGCGGGAAAAAGCCGAGGAGAAAGAAAGGAGACGGCAGGAGUACCAGGCUCAGAUGGCGGCUGUGGCGGCAAAGGAGCAACAGAAGAAGAAGAAUGAGGAGAAAAAGAAAAGAAAUGGACAGGCAGCAGCAGACAAAAAGGCGGCUGUGGAACCUGCGUCUAAACCACGGCGAUCUCUUAUCGGACUGAUGUUCAAGCUUCUCCUCCUUCUGAUGCUGGGUUUGGCCGGGGCUGUUGCCGCCUGCCGGCUGACCGACUUGCAGAAGGAACCGGCCUGCGUGCCAAUCAAUGUUGCCGUGGACGACGGCUUGGCCUGGGCCAAAGUGCAGGGAGGUGUCGUUCGACAGCUGGCGCAGAAUCUGUCUUCUGCUGCAAAGGAGCUCCUAGAGUCCACAUCCAAAAGCUAAAUGCUCUCAUGCCGGCUCGCUGUCAGAGGGGCAGGAUUUUCAUCCUAUCCUGUGAACGACUGAAAUUUUCCUCCGGAACAUCAGGAAAUCACCUGGAGAGCGUCUGUCGUUGGUACUGGCAAAUUGUCUGCACAAAUAGACGUUUGUUGAGGGGGAGAUGUGUUGAAACCGUCCUAAAUUCCUAUGGAAUUGUCAUUCUUGUACCCUCUUUGUACUACAGUCUUUUUUUUCCUUAUUUAAUCAUCUUUUAUGUCUCCCGCUAAAGCUGCAGGAAACAUAGCAGAGCCGUUCAGUGAAACCUCAAACAGCCCUGUUUGUGCUGCGCUAGACUCUUAAAGCCUGUUCACUGUCCGAUGAGCAUCUACAGAGGCUAGAUGUGGCAGUCUGAGCAUGUGCAGUGGAGCACCUAUAUAUUCUCAGGAGUCAAACUUUAAGUCUCAACUAAUGUAAAACGAGAGGCUCACCAUUGUUCCAAAGAUUGUCACAAGACUGAUGACAUAAGCCCAAACUUCCUAACACUGUUCCUCUCUCAUGAUCUUUUGAGUCAAAUCUUAAAAAAUACAACAUUUUGUUAGAUUAAUGUUUUAACUGGUUAAAUAAUUCGUGAAAAUUCAAGUGAUUCAGGUUUAAACCCAAAGAUUUGAGUUUAACAAAAAUGAAAAAACUCAAUUUGAAAAAGCUAAAAUGAGCUUUUAGUUUGUGGAUUAGUGAAAAACUAAUCAUAUUUUCUUCAUUAUUCUGAUAGGAUAUGUUUAAGAAAUAAAGUAAUGUUAUAAAAACAUGGUUUAAAAGCUGGUCAGAUAACAUGUACCUUAGUCUGCUUGUAAAGAUCAAAUUGCAUUUUCCUGCUUUUGAUUGUCACCAAGUUUUAUUUAUUUCUUAACUAUCUUGAGGAGUGAGACUUAAAUAUGAAAAUCUGCGUUUAAACUGCUUCACCAAUAAAGAAGCUUCAUGUCUGAAGUGAG